AUGGCAGCGAGACGGACUAGUCAACAAAUCACGUACUGUACUGUCCUGUACUGUACUGUGACAGGGACAGGGACAGGGACAGGGACAGGGACAGGGACAGGGACAGGGACAGGGACAGGGACAGGGACAGGGACAGGGACAGGGACAGGGACAGGGACAGGGACAGGGACAGGGACAGGGACAGGGACAGGGACAGGGACAGGGACAGGGACAGGGACAGGACAGGGACAGGGACAGGGACAGGGACAGGGACAGGGACAGGGACAGGGACAGGGACAGGGACAGGGACAGGGACAGGGACAGGGACAGGGACAGGGACAGGGACAGGGACAGGGACAGGGACAGGGACAGGGACAGGGACAGGGACAGGGACAGGGACAGGGACAGGGACAGGGACAGGGACAGGGACAGGGACAGGGACAGGGACAGGGACAGGGACAGGGACAGGGACAGGGACAGGGACAGGGACAGGGACAGGGACAGGGACAGGGACAGGGACAGGGACAGGGACAGGGACAGGGACAGGACAGGGACAGGGACAGGGACAGGGACAGGGACAGGGACAGGGACAGGGACAGGGACAGGGACAGGGGCAGGGACAGGGACAGGGACAGGGACAGGGACAGGGACAGGGACAGGGACAGGGACAGGGACAGGGACAGGGACAGGGACAGGGACAGGGACAGGGACAGGGACAGGAACAGGGACAGGGACAGGGACAGGGACAGGGACAGGGACAGGGACAGGGACAGGGACAGGGACAGGGACAGGGACAGGGACAGGGACAGGGACAGGGACAGGGACAGGGACAGGGACAGGGACAGGGACAGGGACAGGGACAGGGACAGGGACAGGGACAGGGACAGGGACAGGGACAGGGACAGGGACAGGGACAGGGACAGGGACAGGGAUAACUCAGUUUCUUAUAGUAAACUCUUAAACGAUACACUUCUGGCAAAGAAAGUACACAAAUCCCUAAAACAAAUCGACGCCCUCCUCGACGGAGUCCAAAAAGAAAUUAACAAACAAAGGAUAAUCCUCAAAUCUAGAAUAGAUUAUGAAAACGCUCCAAUACCAGAUGAUGGUGAUUUUCUGAAUUAUGACGUCACAGAUUUGUUUUGGGGCGAACAAACUGGAUUGGAUGGGAUGACACAUGAAGAUAAAACAUCUACAUUCUUAGCAACACCAGAAACAGUAGCGCCGGUUCAGACUCCAGAAGAAAUAAACGAAGAAGAGAUUACUUGGCCAAGUUUGACAACACCUGCGUACACUACCAGCAAAUACUUCCCUAGAUAUCCAUAUGAACCUCCACAACUUUACCAAACCAUCCCUGCAUUAACCGCGCCACAGGAGCCUGUACCGACAAGGAACGAUUCCUUUGAUAUAAUUAUAACACCACCCAACUUCGUAAACAUGACACAUAAGGUUAAAAACGACGCUGAUUACGAUUAUCACAAAGAAUUCCAUGCGGUCAAUAUUGGUGUCACAAAAAAAUCAUUUUUUGCAACUUUUCCCUUGCAUACUGAUGCCACAGUCACUACUAAAGCUUAUCCACCUUAUGUUUACUCGCCUCUUGAUAUCGAUAACCUUUACACUGUUAAAAAACCUUUUAAAAUGGAACCAACAGUUUCUACAAAUAUUCCUUUCACUACGAACGUACAAAAAUCGAAAGAAAGCCAUAAUUUUAUGAACAUAUUUAGCCCAGUGACCCCGAGGAUACGCGUUCAAAGAUGGACAGCCAGAACUUCAUCCUGGGCCGGGCUGACUACAUUGUCACAGCCAAAAACCACUUUAUCAAAAGCGCAAUUGUGGGUUCAGAAUCUAAUGAAGAAUUCCGGCGCUCGUAUACACAGAGAAGGUUCUUUGUCUCCUCCCAGAUAUCCUCCACCUGCAACAGACAACGAAUUUUCCUUCUCCACAGGCCAAACAGAGAGGCUUGUACCAGAGACGGAACUUUAUGAGAUUUUUACAACUACACCAGAGCACAACCCUUUAACGAGCACAACUAUAGUUACUGCAUUACCAGGCUCUGCAGGGGAAGUAUUGUAUGGAGGCAUUGGAAUCAAAACCACUACCGAUUUGGCCCCAUCUCCAAGACAAGUCUACUUCCAGAUGAUGGAGGAACAAAACGAAGGAUAUCUGACCAUCUUUCUAUUGGAAAUAUUAAAAAUUACUUCCUUGAAAGAUGAGAAACUAGUUAAAGAAGUCUUACUGGAAGUAGAACUACAUAUAAAUACUUGGUAUAACACCGAUCAAUUGAUGUGGUUCGGCCAACCCCUAGCUGACGUCAUCCAAAAACUUUCCCGGUUUAUAAGCGAAGCACCGAUUGAUUAUGUAAGAAGCUACUCAUCAAUGGUAUAUCAGUUGUUGAAAGUCAGGAAGACUGCUGUAGCAGUGGACGUAAACUCCAUCAUAGAUUAUGCUGAUCUGCUGUAUACGGAUGAUGAGGGAGGGCAACUCUUCGAUGCUAUAAUGGAAUACGAAGAAUACCCAAAUGCAACUAAAGCUAAACCAAAAUAUCUUCGAAAAUUACACAAUCGCAACACAAACAAAAGAAUGAGAAAAAUCAAGAAGCAAGAAGUUGUUGAUGACGUCAUAAAACACUUCUCUUCUCGACUCAAAAAUAUUGAAUCAUUGAAACGCUCAUCAAACUAUGCGAAAGAUAUGAUAACACCAGUCGUCAACAAUGAUAUGUUCGCGGAAAAUAAAAUAUAUUUUAAAUCUUCUAAAGAGAAAGUAAAAUAUAAUGAAUAUGACGAAUCGCCAAUAAAUUACAAAAAAAUAUUAUUAGAUACAUCUUUUGAAAACCAGGAAGAAAGUAAAAUCGAUGUAGACGGUCAUACAAAUCAAAAAUCGCAUUAUACUGAUGUUGAUGAAACGCCGACGUUUGAAGAAAAUAGUCAUAUUUCAACAAAUGAAAUCGACGCUAUGAAGAAAAAUUUACGAAAUGCUAUUGAAAACGCGCAAGGCAAUGUAAAUUAUAACAAGAUGAAAGCUUUAAAACCUUAUGCUCGGAUUUUAAAAGAAGAUAAUAAUCACAAUAUUCCCAGUAAAAACUCAGCGAUCUCCAACCCGCCUGAUACUGGCUUUUAUGUAGACAUCCAGCUAUGGACUAUUUCGGUGUGUUAA
Molecule: messenger RNA, 3129 nt
Organism: Spodoptera exigua (beet armyworm)
Lineage: Eukaryota; Metazoa; Arthropoda; Insecta; Lepidoptera; Noctuidae
Source: the annotation of a GenBank genome assembly